CUUGAAUAGUUUUGCACAAGUACCUGCUUUGUUAGGUGAGUCCGCAAACAAUUUUUGACCCAAACAAAACGAGCUAAGCCAUCCAAUCACAGAUUCCUCCUCUCUUUCCGACCAAACAUGGACUGAACAAACGCCAAAACAAAAGUACUACUAGUUAGAAAAAAAGCGCCUUCAUUUCCUUCUCCAUUUCCCCCAGCCUUUAGAUUCUUUCAAAACCCAGAUUUCAACACAACGGCCAGAAUUUAGGGUUAGGGUUAAACGUUAUUUUUCCUUUACAGCAGAAAUUGGGUUUAAUGCAAUUGGGAAAUUUGAAGAAUUGAUUGGCAGUGAAAAGUUGUGAAUUUGAAAUUUCUUUAUGGCUACCGUAUAGAAAUAGGUACAGAUGGAUGGGAUACAUGGGAAGAAUGGCAGGAUGCAUAUGGGUAAUGAUGUGCAACAGCCAAUGCAUCAUCAUGUACAUUAUGAACAUCAUCAUCAUAUCAUGAAUGGGAAUGGGAUGGUUGACGAUGAUGAUGUUCAUCACGCUCAUCAUCAUCAUCAUCAUCAUCAUGAUGUUGAUGAUAAUGUUGGUUGUGGAGAAGCUGAGGGAGUAGAAGCAGGGGAUUUGCCCUCUGAUCACCCCGGGGUUCUUUCCGAUAACCAGGGCCCCGAUAAUGGUGACCAGCUUACUCUGUCUUUCCAGGGUCAAGUUUAUGUAUACGACUCCGUUCCACCCGAAAAGGUUCAAGCCGUGCUUUUAUUAUUGGGGGGGCGCGAAGUACCACCAACCAUGCCUGCUAUCCCUAUAACUACUCAGAAUAAUAGGGGAUUACCUGGUACUCCACAACGGUUUAGUGUCCCACAGAGAUUGGCCUCACUGCUUAGAUUUCGUGAAAAGCGAAAAGAGCGGAAUUUUGACAAGAAAAUUCGCUAUACUGUCCGUAAAGAGGUAGCACUAAGGAUGCAAAGAAAUAAAGGUCAGUUUACAUCUUCGAAGCCUAAUACUGAUGAUUCUGUAUCAGCUGCCUCAAGCUGGGGCUCAAACCAGAGCUGGGGUGCAGAUGGUAAUGGAUCACAAAACCAAGAGAUUGUUUGUCGACAUUGUGGCAUCAGUGAGAAAUCUACACCAAUGAUGCGACGUGGACCUGAAGGGCCAAGGACCCUUUGCAAUGCUUGUGGACUUAUGUGGGCAAAUAAGGGAACUCUAAGGGACCUCUCUAAGGCAGCACCUCAGACUGGUAACAGUUCUUCCUUAAGCAAGAAUGGGGAGAAUGUAAAUUUUGAGGCUGACCAGGUGGUUAGGAUAACAGAAAAUGUUAGUGGCUCAUCAUGAUGGCCAUUUUGGCUUGGGUUGAAAUGUGGAGAAAUUUAAUAGGAUCAAAGUAAGAGGAGAGUGCCCAUCUGAUCUCAUUUAGAUGAGUUCAUAAGGAAUUGUAUUUUGAUGUGAAAUUCAUGCAAUUGAAUUUAAAUUGACAUUCUGCAUAGGGGUCUCUGUUGUCACCAUUGAACAAACCUCAGGUCUUUUCAAGACCUCGGUAAUUAGGGCUAGACAGUCAAUGCCAUCUGUCCCUCCUACUUAUGUACUUGGUUUGAAUAUAAUAAGUAUUUUGUGUAAUUGACUUCUUAUGAGUCCAGUGAUAAUUUGCUUUCUGGAGUGAGAAGUUUUGUACUACACUGGGGGGCAACAUGCUUUAGGAUUCAUGUUUUGUUGCGGGCAACAUGCUUUUUGUUUCAUGUUUUACUGUGGGCAACAUGCUUUUGCUGUCAUGUUUCAUUCUGGUUGCAGAGGUGGAGAGAAUAAAUAUUGAAUUCUUUUUUUCAUUUCACACACACACACACAUCAAAAUGUCUAGAAAUGAAAUGAAAAACAAAAAAGAUAACUAAGGACUAGGGCCAUUCAAGGUGAGUCAAAUUGGUUGCAGCCAUCUAGCCAUCUUCAAGACUUGUUGAAGUAGGUGGGAGCUCUGAACAUUUUGAAACUUGUAAGUGUUGCCUCGAUAGCAUUGAAACAAAAGAGCUGCUGUCUCUAGUUGAAACCAUAUGAUUUUGUCUAGUUAUAUUCUUGUCCUUUGGAUA
Molecule: messenger RNA, 2055 nt
Organism: Theobroma cacao (cacao)
Lineage: Eukaryota; Viridiplantae; Streptophyta; Magnoliopsida; Malvales; Malvaceae
Gene: ZML2
Product: ZIM-LIKE 2
Biological process (GO): regulation of DNA-templated transcription
Molecular function (GO): sequence-specific DNA binding; zinc ion binding; protein binding
Source: RefSeq, a predicted model, not a curated record